Messenger RNA from Frieseomelitta varia, 4474 nucleotides. RefSeq names its product splicing factor 3B subunit 3 (gene Sf3b3). Gene Ontology annotation, biological process: mRNA splicing, via spliceosome. The transcript has 13 exons. Gene Ontology annotation, cellular component: U2 snRNP; nucleus. Gene Ontology annotation, molecular function: U2 snRNA binding; protein binding. NCBI's taxonomy places the organism in Eukaryota, Metazoa, Arthropoda, Insecta, Hymenoptera, Apidae. The coding region runs from base 209 to 3862 and encodes 1217 amino acids. The record is from RefSeq and is a predicted model, not a curated record.
AAUUGUGUGAAGUGGAAUAAAAUCGCUUGAUACUUAUGGUUGUUCAUUUGAGAAGAGCAGAAUUAUCUAACAGCAUCGUAUCUAAAGUUGAGGAAUAUUUCCAGUCGCAAGAAUGGAUAUAGAUUCUUUGUUUUAAUGAAAAACAACACAUUUUUCUCCUACUAAUGGUUAAUUGAAAAAUACAAGAAAAAGAGAAGGAACUGCAAAAAUGUAUCUAUACAAUUUGACUCUUCAACGUGCCACGGGUAUCACCCAUGCGGUGCAUGGCAAUUUCUCUGGUAGUAAAAUGCAAGAGAUUUUGGUGUCACGUGGCAAGUCGUUGGAGUUAUUAAGACCUGAUCCAAACACUGGGAAGGUUCAUACUUUGUUAACUGUAGAAGUGUUUGGAAUUAUAAGGUCUUUAAUGGCCUUUAGAUUGACUGGUGGUACGAAAGACUAUAUUGUUGUUGGGUCUGAUUCUGGGCGCAUUGUAAUUCUGGAGUACAUCCCUGCCAAAAAUGUGUUCGAGAAGGUACAUCAAGAGACGUUCGGCAAGAGUGGAUGUAGACGCAUUGUACCUGGACAAUACUUAGCCAUAGAUCCAAAAGGGAGAGCUGUAAUGAUAGGUGCAAUCGAGAAGCAGAAACUUGUUUACAUUUUAAAUAGAGAUCCAGAAGCUCGUCUUACAAUUUCCUCCCCUUUGGAAGCACACAAGAGCAAUACAUUGGUUUAUCAUACUGUAGGGGUAGACGUGGGUUUUGAAAAUCCUAUGUUUGCCUGUCUAGAAAUCGAUUACGAGGAAGCUGACAGCGACCCUACGGGAGAUGCAGCGAUAAAGACACAACAAACGUUAACUUUGUACGAGCUUGAUUUGGGUUUGAAUCAUGUUGUACGCAAGUAUAGCGAACCUCUGGAAGAGCACGCAAAUUUUCUCGUCUCUGUUCCGGGAGGGAACGAUGGACCGAGUGGCGUUCUUAUUUGUUCUGAAAAUUAUCUGACGUACAAAAAUUUAGGAGACCAGCACGACAUUCGUUGCCCUAUUCCGCGAAGACGUAAUGACUUGGACGAUCCGGAGAGAGGCAUGAUAUUCGUGUGUUCUGCUACUCAUAAGACUAAGAGCAUGUUUUUUUUCUUGGCUCAAACGGAACAAGGCGAUAUUUUUAAGAUUACACUCGAGACAGACGAAGACAUGGUGACUGAAAUUAAAUUGAAAUACUUUGAUACUGUACCUGUUGCGGCAAGCAUGUGCGUUUUGAAAACCGGUUUCUUAUUUGUAGCUUCGGAAUUUGGCAACCAUUACCUUUACCAAAUUGCACAUUUAGGAGAUGAUGACGACGAACCGGAAUUCAGCUCUGCCAUGCCAUUGGAAGAAGGUGACACGUUCUUUUUUGCACCGAGGCCGCUUAGGAAUUUAGUAUUGGUCGAUGAAAUGGACAGCUUAUCGCCGAUAAUGGCGUGUCAGGUAGCAGAUUUAGCAAAUGAGGAUACUCCAGAAUUAUAUAUAACGUGUGGUAGAGGGCCUCGGUCUACAUUACGAGUGUUACGGCAUGGUUUGGAAGUAUCUGAAAUGGCGGUCAGCGAACUGCCUGGUAAUCCAAACGCUGUGUGGACUGUUAAAAGAAGAGUCGAUGAGGAGUAUGAUGCUUACAUCAUAGUGUCCUUCGUCAAUGCUACUCUUGUACUUAGUAUCGGAGAAACAGUAGAGGAAGUGACUGAUUCUGGAUUUCUUGGUACUACACCAACGCUCAGUUGUUCCGCUUUGGGAGAAGAUGCCCUAGUUCAAGUAUAUCCUGAUGGGAUACGUCACAUUCGAGCAGACAAACGUGUAAACGAAUGGAAAGCUCCUGGUAAAAAGACCAUAGUGAAGUGUGCAGUGAAUCAACGACAGGUUGUGAUUGCACUCACUGGAGGAGAGUUGGUAUACUUCGAGAUGGAUACCACGGGUCAGCUGAAUGAAUAUACGGAACGAAAGAAAAUGCCGUCGGAAGUGAUGUGCAUGGCUCUGGGCAACGUGGCAAUCGGUGAACAGAGAUCGUGGUUUUUGGCUGUCGGCCUUCAAGACAAUACAGUGAGGAUUAUUUCCCUGGAUCCUUCGGAUUGUCUGGCACCCAGGAGCAUGCAAGCUCUACCGGCAGCCGCGGAAAGUUUGUGCAUCGUCGAGAUGGGUGCCAAAGAUGCGAACAAUUCCGAGGAGCUGUCGCCGCAACAGUCCAGUCUUUACUUAAACAUAGGUUUGCAAAAUGGCGUUUUGCUGAGAACGGUAUUGGAUCCGAUUUCGGGUGAUCUCGCUGACACGCGAACGCGAUACCUUGGCUCCCGAGCCGUCAAAUUGUUCAGGAUAAAAAUGCAGGGCAAUCAAGCGGUGCUGGCGAUGAGCAGCCGAUCGUGGCUGAGUUACUACUAUCAAAAUCGUUUCCACUUAACGCCGCUGUCCUACGAGAGUCUGGAAUUCGCCUCGGGCUUCAGCUCCGAACAGUGUCCGGAGGGAAUCGUGGCCAUUUCGACCAACACGCUUCGGAUUCUCGCCCUUGAGAAACUCGGCGCUGUGUUCAAUCAGAUCAGCUUCCCGCUGGAGUACACGCCGAGGAAAUUUGCGAUUCACUCGGAUUCCGCGCACCUGAUAAUCAUCGAGACGGAGCACAACGCUUACACAGAGGAGACGAAGCAGCAGAGAAGGUUACAAAUGGCAGAGGAGAUGCAAGAAGCCGCAGGAGCCGAAGAGGCUAUCGUAGCGAGAGAACUGGCGGAGGCUUUCUUGUCCGAAGAGCCGAAUGAAGCUGUGUUUGGCGCGCCAAGAGCCGGGCCAGGUUUAUGGGCGUCGUUAAUCAGGAUAAUAGCCCCUACAACAGGGCAAACGUUCGAAGUGCAUCGACUCGAACAGAAUCUAGCUGCUCUAUGUUUGAGCCUCGUGAAGUUUGCCAAUCAGGGAGAUCAGUUGUUUCUCAUUGUUGGUAUCGCGAAGGAAUUCCAGCUGAAUCCAAGAGUUAGCAGCGGAGGUUUUCUAUACACGUACAAAGUAAACGGUGACUGUACCAAUCUCGAAUUGGUGCACAAAACUACUUUGGAUGAAGUACCCCUGGCCAUAUGUCCGUACCAAGGAAGGGUGUUGGUCGGUGUCGGUAGAAUGUUACGUUUGUACGACAUGGGGAAAAAGAAGUUGUUGAGAAAAUGCGAGAACAAACAUAUUCCCAACGCUGUUGUUUCCAUCAACGCGAUUGGACAAAGAAUCUACGUGAGCGAUGUACAAGAGUCCGUGUACGCUGUCAGAUAUAAACGUCAAGAGAAUCAACUCAUCGUGUUCGCCGACGAUACGCACCCGAGGUGGAUAACGACAACGUGCGUGCUGGAUUAUGACACUGUUGCUACCGCUGAUAAAUUUGGGAACAUUGCUGUUAUACGUUUGGCAAGUGGAAUUAACGACGAUGUGGACGAAGAUCCAACUGGGAAUAAGGCUUUAUGGGACAGGGGUUUGUUAAACGGGGCCAGUCAAAAGGCGGACACAGUUGCUUGCUUUCACGUUGGCGAAACUGUUAUGUCGUUGCAAAAGGCGACUCUUAUUCCCGGCGGUUCCGAGAGUUUGGUGUACACCACACUAAGCGGGACUGUUGGCGUUCUCGUUCCGUUCACGAGCCACGAGGAUCACGAUUUUUUCCAACAUUUGGAGAUGCACAUGCGCUCAGAGCAUCCGCCACUCUGCGGGAGAGAUCAUUUGUCGUUCAGGUCGUACUAUUAUCCGGUGAAGAACGUUAUAGACGGUGAUCUUUGCGAGCAAUUCAAUUCCAUCGAACCGGCGAAACAGAAAAGUAUAUCUGGUGAUCUCGAACGAACAUCUUCCGAAGUGUCGAAGAAACUCGAGGAUAUUCGUACGCGAUAUGCUUUCUAAUGCUUUUUUUUUUUCUUUUUUUUUGGAAUAUAAUUUAUUGUCGAAUUAUUACGAAUUUGCAUUCCGUUUUUAUAAAUUUAACAUACUUUUCGUAAUGACGAAUGAUCAAAUCAUUUGUAAAAAAAAAAAAAAGAGGAUAACACUAUGUGGAUAUUGUUUUUAGUAAGCUGAUUACGUGAUAAAAGUAACGACGUUGAAUAUGACGGUAGAAGAUCAUAAACGAGAAUUAUUUAAGUUAAAAGAAAAAGUAGUUUAUUUUUGAUUGAAUAAUAUUUAAAGUACCAAAUUACUUUGGCCAUGUAAAUUUCUAUUUUACGUGUUUGUCGUUUGUUUAAAAAAACUGUAACACGAAAAUUGUAAUUUUUUUCAUUAAUUUAAAGUUACUGUAUGUCCGAUUGAUUUUCUAAGACUAAAUGUAUAUAUACGUCGAAUCUGUAUGCUGCAAGUUCGGAAACGAAACUACGUUAAGAAAUAUAAUUUUGUCAACAAUAUUUUACAAUAAUAUUGAAAACAUUCUAAGAAUUUUUUUUAUACUUUCAAUUAGCUUGUUAGUGCGACGAGGUGUCGUGCAAUAAUUUAUUUAGUUCAUGUUUGCCACAGUUUAGCGCGGGA